ACUCGUGGCUUCUUGAUCUUCCUUUCCCCGUCUUUAUAGUAUCGCAUUUGUGAAACUAUUGCUGUGAUUUAAUAUUUAUAGUGCACGUGUAUGAACUGAUAGAAUCAACAAUGUCCGUCCAGGUGGACGAGUAGGCACGUGCAAAAUAUAUUAUAGUGUAUAUUAUAACUCGAGGUAAAGAAUGGAUAAAAAGAUACCUUUGUGCGUGAAUUUGGCCGCAGGAGUUGCCCAAGACACGCGCCUGUAGGAAGAAUAAGAAUAAGAAACCUUAUGGUUUUUUGUUAAAAUAUAUGACAAGUAGUGUGCGCCCGGCGUAACGAAGACUGGCAACAACCAGUACCGGAGGUGCGCGUGCUAUCAGCUGUCUAACCGGCCGGCAUAACAGUCAGCACAAUAUCAGUCGCCGGUUCUCGCGUUCAGUAGUCUCUUCGCCGUUCGCUCGUACGCACUUGCCGUGUUCACCAAAUGAGUUCAAUUUUACGUAUAACAUUUAUUAUUACGUCGUACCAACGGUGGUGACGAGAGGCGUUUAAAAUAAACUUUGUGAAUGUUCACAGCUGAGGUUCUGUUCGAAGUGUUUUAUAGAUUGUAAAUUAAAAUAUUUGGUAGGUAAGUAUCAGUUCCUCGGUUAGUGUCGAAAUGAAUCUUAUGUGCACUGAGUCGCGAGCCGGAUCGGAAGACAAGUGUUUUGCCCAAGACAGGACUAUAUUUCGAGAUGAACGGGCCAUCAAAAAGCUUUUGGAGACUGAAACGCAAUACGUGCCAGGAUGCGAUUACAUGUCACGGUCUCGAUCAAACCUACAACCAUUUAUGAGAAGAGUCGUAGCCACGUGGAUGCUCGACGUAUGUGAAGAGCAGAACUGCGAAGAUCAAGUUUUCCCGCUCUCGGUGAAUUUCCUGGAUAGGUUUUUAUGUGCUUGUGAUAUAUCCAAAACACAUCUACAACUUACAGGAGCCGUGUGUUUGCUGUUGGCGUCUAAAGUCCGUCAGUGUACAGCUCUCUCCAUCGAUCUACUUUGCUAUUACACUGAAAAUAGUGUCACCGCAGAAGAAAUGAGGGAAUGGGAGUUGUUGGUUAUAUCAAAGUUGGAAUGGAAAAUAGUGGCAGUCACCAGCUUCGACUAUGUUGAUCACAUUAUGGAACAAGUUAAAUGGAAAAGGCGAAACGAUUCCAUGCUCAGGAGGCAUAUGCUGACAUUGAUUUCGUUUUGCUAUAUAGAACCCGAGUUCAUAACGAAAAAGCCCUCGGUGAUGGCGGCGUCGUGUAUGCUAUCGGCUAUUCGCGGUAUUGACCCGGUGACUGCAGCCGAAGUGGCCGCCGAACUGUGUGGCCUGUUGGAGUGUUCAACGACCGAGGUGGACGAACACGUGUCCCUGAUCGACGCUCUCGUGGCCAGCACAACGGCCGCGGCCUUGACGCCAGAAAAAUCUGAAAAUAACAACCCGGCCAUGGCAGCCGAACCACCUCUUAAAAAACCCUAUCACAGUAUGGACGAUUGCUUGCACGGCGGUCUAUGACCGUCUUCUGUCGACGUUUGAACAAAAAUAUAAAUAUUGUUUUUAUUAUUACUUUAUAUUGUAUUAGCUUAACUCUUUUUGACGAAGAGACUUAAUAAAGAAACGCACAUACAUAGAACAGUGUUAGAACUACAUAAUAUGUAUUAUACGACAACUUUAUGUAAAGAACUGAUUUCACAUAAUGUUGUUACACUUUCGUAAAGCGUCUAACAUAAUUCUACCUCAUAAGUAUGUUUAUUUUUCUUUUUUUAUCCAUUUACUUGUUUAUUCUUUAAUUUAUUGUUUUUUAAGCGUUUUAUUUUUUUGGUCUUGCUUUUUUAUUUCGUGUAUUCAAAAUAUUAAUCAUAGGUCUAUUGCAAGAUAUAAUAUUAUUUGUAAAUCUCACCAGUUGUAUUUAAAUAAUUAGUUUGAUAGUGUAAUUUAGGCGUAUGUAUUAAUGAUGUUAUUAUUAUUAUUACUGAACGAAAUAUGUGAUAAAUAAUUUAAGACAUUUUCUUAGAAAUUAGAAUAUUAAUAAUUUUCUUUUGUUAAUAGCGUUAAAAGUUUUUCGGCCUAUCGUUCAUUCCGUUUAACUAUUAUUAUUUGAGUAUGAUCUCCUUUAAACUAUUGAUACGGAAAGCGUUAAAGUUUAUUAAGGUACCCGUGUAAAUAUGUUAGCAAAAAAAAUGAAAAUUACUUUACAUUAUUGAAUUACUUACAGGGGAGAACAUAAAUUCACCUUCUAAGUAACAAAAUAAAAACAUUUAUAUAUAUACAUUAUAUAAUUUAAUUGUAAUUCUUACAUAUUAAUGUAGUAGAAUUUUUAAUAGAUCUCUAUAGAACGUGGGAUUUUGAUAAGAUUAAUUUUAUUAUAGAUUUUAUUUAUCGAACUUUUGAGUAAUUAUCAAACAAAGUAUAAAUCAAAUAGCAAAUUUGUAUGUGUAAAAAAUGUUUUAAUAAGUAAUAAAGAUCUCCAAAACGCGUAGGAAAAGUGUACAGGUAAAAUUUGAAUUUAAAACAAAUUAGUGUUAUUUAUUUAUGUUUAACUUUUUUUGUAUUAAUUAAAUUUUACGGCAAACUUUGGAAUCAACCAAAAUCUUUCUUAUAGUCGGUUUUUAUAUUAACGAUUUUAUUACCUUAAAUAAAUUUAAUACAGCGGAACAAGUAUGUUACCUUAAUUUGUAUGAGUUGUUUUGUUUUUCUCGUUGUAAAAAAUUGUAAAGCAAAUUUAUCGACCCACGAACUGUACUCCUAUAAUAUUAUUUAUUGAGUUUAAAUGUUAUCUUGGAAUUGUUACUUUACGAUUCAUUAUUAAGGUUUAAUUAUUAUUAUGUUUUAAUUAAGGUGUACAAAAUUCAUUUUGCCAGUUAAUUUCAAAAAUCGUGUUAUGUUAAAAAUUCCGUUAAAAGACUUGUCUUUUGUAUUUAUUAUUUUUAGUUUAAUGUUAUUUUUAUUAUUAUAUGUAUUUGUCAAUAUUAUUAGUUUAUGGUAAUUUUCACGGGCCUGCGCCAACAUCAAAAGUGGUUUAAAGGUCCGGUACAGCUACAAACCAAAUCAUUUCGCCCCAAAAUAUAUCAUCUACAUAACUGUUGUAAUAUUAUAUUUCUUCCCCUUUAGUCCUUUUUCUUUAUAAUUUGUACUUUAUAUUAAAUAUUGAUGUUCAUAUCAUUGUAAUUAUUAUUUGCUAUAGAUAUAGUAAUUAUAUUUUUUCUUGUAUAUUAUAAAAAAAUAUAUAACAAUAAAGAUGCAAAAAGUAAAGUUCAGAUA
This is a messenger RNA of Daktulosphaira vitifoliae (grape phylloxera), 3264 nucleotides long. Its product is annotated as G1/S-specific cyclin-D2-like. The coding region runs from base 640 to 1518 and encodes 292 amino acids. The record is from RefSeq and is a predicted model, not a curated record. The transcript is spliced from 4 exons. Gene Ontology annotation, biological process: regulation of cyclin-dependent protein serine/threonine kinase activity; mitotic cell cycle phase transition; positive regulation of G1/S transition of mitotic cell cycle. Gene Ontology annotation, cellular component: cytoplasm; cyclin-dependent protein kinase holoenzyme complex; nucleus. NCBI's taxonomy places the organism in Eukaryota, Metazoa, Arthropoda, Insecta, Hemiptera, Phylloxeridae. Gene Ontology annotation, molecular function: cyclin-dependent protein serine/threonine kinase regulator activity.